Molecule: messenger RNA, 1461 nt
Organism: Iphiclides podalirius (scarce swallowtail)
Lineage: Eukaryota; Metazoa; Arthropoda; Insecta; Lepidoptera; Papilionidae
Source: the annotation of a GenBank genome assembly
AUGCGUUUUAAUCUAGAGCACUCACAGUUGCAGGUGCAGAUGAUGUCGGCGGUGAGCGGGGAGCCAAUGCUGCGCCGCGUCAAACAGGAGGCAGAGCCGCCGCCCCAGUACUCGCCCGAGGCGCACGCAGAGCAGCCGUCGCAGCGCGCCGUUCAAAUGGUGCACGCGCCACAGCUCGACCUCGAGCCGAAGGAGGAGAUCAAGUUCAGCCUCUCGCCCGCCGGCGGCGUCGGCAACGCGAGCCCCGAGCGCCAGCACUGCUCGUCGACCACCACAGCGGCCGCGGCGGGCGGCGUCAGGGACGAGGACUCGCCGCGCCGCUACUGCCUCGUGUGCGGCGACGUCGCCUCCGGCUUCCACUACGGCGUGGCCAGCUGCGAGGCGUGCAAGGCUUUCUUCAAGCGGACCAUACAGAAUUCGCAGGGCAACAUCGAGUACACCUGCCCCGCGUCGAACGAGUGCGAGAUAAACAAGCGCCGCCGGAAGGCUUGCCAGGCGUGCCGGUUCCGCAAGUGCCUGCGCACCGGGAUGCUGCGCGAGGGCGUCCGCCUGGACAGGGUGCGCGGCGGCCGCCAGAAGUACAGGAGGGCGCCGGACGUGCCGCCCAGCCACUCGCAGAGGCCGCAGCUCGACGACAUCAAGGUCCUGGAAGCCCUGUCGUCGUACGAGCCGGAGUUACUGACCUGCGGAGCCCUCCCCGCCGGGGUCACCGACCCCACGGCGAGGACCCUCGCGCUGCUCGCGGACCUCUACGACAAGGAGCUGGUCGGCGUUAUAGGGUGGGCGAAGCAGAUACCGGGCUUCACCGACCUCCAGCUCAACGACCAGAUGCGGCUGCUGCAGAGCACGUGGGCGGAGAUGCUGAGCCUGAUGCUGGCGUACCGCUCGUUGCCGGGCAACGCGCCGCCGGUGGGCGCGCCUUCCACGCUGCGGCUGCGCUUCGCCGCCGACCUCACGCUCGACGAGCAGCAGGCGCGCGACAUCGGCGCGCUCGACCUCUACCUGCAGGUGUGCGGAGUGGCGAGGAGGCUGGAGCGAGCUGGUGCGCUCCGCGAGGAGUGCUACCUGCUGAAGGCUCUGGUGCUCGCCAAUUCGGAGGCGCGCCUCGACGAGCACGCCGCCCUUCGCCGCUUCCGGGACACGAUCCUCGCCGCCCUCAACGAUGCCGUCGCCGCCCUCAGGCCGUACAACGCGAACGCCGCGCUGCAGCAGCUGCUGCUGGUGCUGCCGGCGCUGCGGCACGCGGACGUGGCGGUGAGACGCUUCUGGGCGGCCGUGCACCGCGAGCGGCGCGCCCCCAUGAACAAGCUCUUCGUCGAGAUGCUCGAGGCGUGCCUGCGCGUGCGGCCGCAGUGGGAUCCUGGCGCUUCGACCACACUUUGUGAGCACGCCGGCGUUAGUGUGCACCCGUUUCCGCCUCGCGAACGCAGCGUCCGCUCCGUAGAGUUGUCCCUAUCCGGC